UCUAUUCCUUUUGAAGAUUUGUGAAACUUUAAAUUGUAUCUUAUUUUGUGUUUUAAUCCUCUCGAUUUGUUAUUCACGUUAAAUUUCAUUCACUUAAUUUAUUAUUUAAUUCUUGCCAAUUCGUGUCAAUUUGAUCCAACAACAAAAUCAUUUAGUGUUUAAUCAACAAUGAGUAAUGGAAAGCUUGAUUUGACACAAGGAAUCUUCGUUUAUCUCGAUAUUGCCAUUUCUGGUGAAAUGGUUGGAAGAAUAGUGAUAGAACUAUUUGAUAAGAUAGUACCCCGAACUAGUGAAAACUUUCGCGCCCUAUGCACAGGUGAACUUGGAAUGUCAGAAUCAGGUUAUAAGCUGACUUAUAAAGGAUUAGCAUUCCAUCGAGUUGUCAGAAAUCUUAUGAUACAAAGUGGAGACAUUCAUUAUAAUGACGGAACUGGUGGUGAAAGCAUUUAUGGGCCUACAUUCGAUGAUGAAGGGUUUGAAAUCAAGCAUGACAAACCUGGAAUUGUCAGUAUGGCCAGCAGUGGACCUAACACAAAUGGAUCUCAGUUCUUCAUCUCUACUGUACCUUUAUUUCAUUUGGAAAAUCAAUAUGUUGCUUUUGGUCAAGUUCGCAAAGGAAUGGGCAUUGUUCAUUUGAUUGAAAAUAUCUAUACAAAUCCAGAUACAGAAAGAUCUAUUGAACCUAUCGUUAUCAUUGAUUGUGGUCAGUUGAAACAUGGCCAAGAUUUUGGUUGGAUGCCAAAUGAUAGAACUGGUGAAGCUUAUCCUCCAUUUCCAGAGGACUCAGAUUUAGAUCUAAACAAUGUUGAUUUGAUAGUAAAAGCUGCGGCAAAGAUGAAAUUAGUCGGAAACAGACUUUAUAAGAAAGAAGCUUUCACUAUUGCUUGCUCAAAAUAUACAAAAGCUUUACGGUAUUUGGAAGUCUUACAUGACGAUGAGAAAAUGAGCGAUGAAGAAAUAAAAAGGGUAAAAAGACUUAGAUUGCAAUGUCUACUCAACAGUGCUGCAUGCAAAACUAAAUCAAAGCGUUACAUCGAUGCUUUGAUUGAUUGUAAUAAAGCUCUUGAUAUGGAACCAGAAAACGUAAAGGCACAUUUCAGGAGAGGUCAGGCAUUUCAUGGAUUUCGUGAUUAUAAAGCUUCCCUUGAAUCGCUAAGACAAGCGCUAAAAUUAUCUCCAAAUGAAAAAUCAAUCCAGGCCAAAUUAGCAGCCGUUCUUGGUGAUAUGAAAUCCCAUCGAGCAAGAGAGAGAAAAGCUUAUGCAAGUUUUUUUUCAUGAUUUGAAUCUUAUCAGAUGCACAUUUUACGUCGUUUGUACUUCUUUUGUUCAACCCUGAAAACCUAAACAUUAAAAAAAGUUAUAGCAAAAA
This is a messenger RNA of Tetranychus urticae (two-spotted spider mite), 1369 nucleotides long. RefSeq names its product peptidyl-prolyl cis-trans isomerase D-like. Gene Ontology annotation, cellular component: cytoplasm. Lineage: Eukaryota; Metazoa; Arthropoda; Arachnida; Trombidiformes; Tetranychidae. The record is from RefSeq and is a predicted model, not a curated record. Gene Ontology annotation, biological process: protein folding; protein peptidyl-prolyl isomerization. Gene Ontology annotation, molecular function: peptidyl-prolyl cis-trans isomerase activity; protein binding; cyclosporin A binding.